Anopheles marshallii is the source of this 5136-nucleotide messenger RNA. RefSeq names its product mucin-19-like. The transcript is spliced from 8 exons. Gene Ontology annotation, cellular component: extracellular region. The coding region runs from base 1 to 5136 and encodes 1711 amino acids. Gene Ontology annotation, biological process: chitin catabolic process; carbohydrate metabolic process. Lineage: Eukaryota; Metazoa; Arthropoda; Insecta; Diptera; Culicidae. The record is from RefSeq and is a predicted model, not a curated record. Gene Ontology annotation, molecular function: chitin binding.
AUGCGUUCCCUGGUGGACCUAGGAAUGGUGGCGGUGCUAAUGGUGCUAACACUAUCGUUUAGCGCCAUCGUGGUAGAGUCUGGAAAUUCUAAAACGACAUCACUAGUAUGCUACGGAACAGUAGCCAACUUCACCGGUUCAACGGCUGUCGGUUUCUGCUCGCAGGCAAUUCUUGAAACGUUGAAAGUGGGUGCGGGUGGUACGAUUGCUUUUGUGACCACUGCAACAACACCUUCCGCAACUGUGCGCAGUCUGAUACCUACCUUCUGUAACCGAAGACAGGCUUAUCCGUACCUCGAGCCGUAUUUAUCGGUUGUUGGUGCCGGGACUGAAGCACCACUAGCUAACAUGCUCUCAAACACAACGGUUAGAGCAAAUUUUAUAAAGGCGCUGAUUGCGUUCAUAAAAACCUACCCGAACUGUGUGGGAAUUUUCAUCGAUUUUAGCAUACUCAACACGUCGCAGGCGGGUAGCUAUUCCUUGUUUAUGGCAGAAUUGCUGGUAGCAGCCGGAGCAUCCUCAAUCAAGUUGGCUUCUGCCCUGCCUUGGGAUGCGACUCGUUACGGUGAUAUCUACUAUAAUCCGACGCUACCGAAGCUUGCUUUUAACGUUGUCCGAACGUAUGAUGACAUAUUUGAAUAUUUAGCUACUGUCGUCCAUGCACUAAAUCCACUUUUCAGCAUGCAACCAGCACCUUUUAAUGAUGCGGCCAAAACAAUUUACAACAAUGUAUUUCGGUGGAUAAUUAAAGGAUUUAGCCCGAGUAACAUGAUCCUUGGUAUGUCAAUGUUUGCACGUGCGUAUACCGGCACGGGGAUCGGUUCCUUCGGAGCAACAGCAACGGCAAGGGCAGAUUUUGCAUCUUACUGUGAAGCUCUACUAUUUAGCUCAAAGUUUGGAGUUCAAACAAAUUCGGCCGGAGAAAGUAUUAGUUCUAACACUACUUUAACCUACGUAUUCACUUCUUAUGCUGCAGCCGACAUCAAAUUGAACUUUGCACGUUCAAACAGUUUGGGUGGCGUUGCAUUAUACAACUUGAACACUGCCGGCGUCAAUGCUGAACUGUUACGUUAUGUAACAAGCAUCAUAGCACCCACACCACCAACAGGAUAUAGAUACCCGGUAGCAACGAAUCCUACAUGUGGUGUAGCAAUCACAUUCCCAACGGUUGUGAACCCCACUACACAGGCUACCGUUACCACCAUUAGUGGAGGAGCCACAACUGCUGCUGGAGGAGCCACAACUGCUGCCGGAGGAGCCACAACUGCAGCUGGAGGAGCCACAACUGCUGCAGGAGGAGCAACAACUGCUGCUGGAGGAGCCACAACUGCUGCUGGAGGAGCCACAACUGCUGCAGGAGGAGCCACAACUGCAGCUGGAGGAGCCACAACUGCUGCAGGAGGAGCCACAACUGCUGCUGGAGGAGCCACAACUGCAGCCGGAGGAGCCACAACUGCAGCAGGAGGAGCCACAACUGCUGCAGGAGGAGCCACGACAGUUGCAGGAGGAGCCACAACUGCUGCCGGAGGAGCCACAACUGCAGCUGGAGGAGCCACAACUGCUGCUGGAGGAGCCACAACUGCUGCAGGAGGAGCCACAACUGCAGCUGGAGGAGCCACAACUGCAGCUGGAGGAGCCACAACUGCUGCAGGAGGAGCCACGACUGCUGCAGGUGGAGCCACAACUGCUGCCGGAGGAGCCACAACUGCUGCUGGAGGAGCCACAACUGCUGCUGGAGGAGCCACAACUGCUGCUGGAGGAGCUACAACUGCUGCUGGAGGAGCUACAACUGCAGCUGGAGGAGCCACAACUGCUGCUGGAGGAGCAACAACUGCUGCUGGAGGAGCCACAACUGCUGCAGGAGGAGCCACAACUGCUGCCGGAGGAGCCACAACUGCAGCUGGAGGAGCCACAACUGCUGCCGGAGGAGCCACAACUGCUGCCGGAGGAGCCACAACUGCUGCUGGAGGAGCCACAACUGCUGCUGGAGGAGCCACAACUGCUGCAGGAGGAGCCACAACUGCAGCUGGAGGAGCCACAACUGCUGCUGGAGGAGCUACAACUGCAGCUGGAGGAGCCACAACUGCUGCCGGAGGAGCCACAACUGCUGCCGGAGGAGCCACAACUGCUGCUGGAGGAGCCACAACUGCUGCUGGAGGAGCUACAACUGCUGCUGGAGGAGCCACGACUGCUGCUGGAGGAGCCACAACUGCAGCUGGAGGAGCCACAACUGCUGCUGGAGGAGCCACAACUGCUGCUGGAGGAGCCACGACUGCUGCAGGAGGAGCCACAACGGCUGCCGGAGGAGCUACAACUGCUGCUGGAGGAGCCACGACUGCUGCAGGAGGAGCCACAACGGCUGCCGGAGGAGCUACAACUGCUGCUGGAGGAGCUACAACUGCAGCUGGAGGAGCCACAACUGCUGCAGGAGGAGCCACAACUGCUGCUGGAGGAGCCACGACAGCUGCAGGAGGAGCCACAACUGCUGCCGGAGGAGCCACAACUGCUGCUGGAGGAGCCACAACUGCUGCAGGAGGAGCCACAACGGCUGCCGGAGGAGCUACAACUGCUGCUGGAGGAGCUACAACUGCUGCCGGAGGAGCCACAACUGCAGCUGGAGGAGCCACAACUGCUGCUGGAGGAGCCACAACUGCUGCUGGAGGAGCCACAACUGCUGCUGGAGGAGCCACAACUGCUGCAGGAGGAGCCACAACUGCUGCUGGAGGAGCCACAACUGCAGCUGGAGGAGCCACAACUGCUGCUGGAGGAGCUACAACUGCUGCUGGAGGAGCCACGACUGCUGCCGGAGGAGCCACAACUGCUGCUGGAGGAGCCACAACUGCUGCUGGAGGAGCCACAACUGCUGCUGGAGGAGCCACGACGGCUGCUGGAGGAGCUACAACUGCAGCUGGAGGAGCCACAACCGCAGCAGGAGGAGCCACGACUGCUGCUGGAGGAGCCACGACUGCUGCUGGAGGAGCCACAACUGCUGCUGGAGGAGCCACAACUGCUGCAGGAGGAGCCACAACUGCUGCUGGAGGAGCUACAACUGCAGCUGGAGGAGCCACAACUGCUGCUGGAGGAGCUACAACUGCAGCUGGAGGAGCCACAACUGCUGCUGGAGGAGCCACAACUGCUGCCGGAGGAGCCACAACUGCUGCAGGAGGAGCCACAACUGCUGCUGGAGGAGCUACAACUGCUGCCGGAGGAGCCACAACUGCUGCAGGAGGAGCUACAACUGCAGCUGGAGGAGCCACAACUGCAGCUGGAGGAGCCACAACCGCAGCUGGAGGAGCCACAACUGCUGCUGGAGGAGCUACAACUGCUGCUGGAGGAGCCACGACAGCUGCCGGAGGAGCCACAACUGCUGCUGGAGGAGCCACAACUGCUGCUGGAGGAGCCACAACUGCUGCUGGAGGAGCCACAACUGCUGCUGGAGGAGCCACAACUGCUGCCGGAGGAGCCACAACUGCUGCAGGAGGAGCUACAACUGCAGCUGGAGGAGCCACAACUGCUGCUGGAGGAGCUACAACUGCUGCUGGAGGAGCCACGACAGCUGCCGGAGGAGCCACAACUGCUGCUGGAGGAGCCACAACUGCUGCAGGAGGAGCCACAACUGCUGCUGGAGGAGCCACGACGGCUGCUGGAGGAGCUACAACUGCUGCUGGAGGAGCCACAACCGCAGCAGGAGGAGCCACGACUGCUGCUGGAGGAGCCACGACUGCUGCUGGAGGAGCCACAACUGCUGCCGGAGGAGCCACAACUGCUGCAGGAGGAGCCACAACUGCUGCUGGAGGAGCCACAACUGCAGCUGGAGGAGCCACAACUGCAGCUGGAGGAGCCACAACUGCUGCUGGAGGAGCUACAACUGCAGCUGGAGGAGCCACAACUGCUGCCGGAGGAGCCACAACUGCUGCCGGAGGAGCCACAACUGCUGCAGGAGGAGCUACAACUGCUGCCGGAGGAGCUACAACUGCUGCCGGAGGAGCCACAACUGCUGCAGGAGGAGCCACAACUGCAGCUGGAGGAGCCACAACUGCAGCUGGAGGAGCCACAACUGCUGCUGGAGGAGCCACGACUGCUGCAGGAGGAGCCACAACUGCUGCAGGAGGAGCCACAACUGCUGCUGGAGGAGCCACAACUGCAGCUGGAGGAGCCACAACUGCUGCAGGUGGAGCCACAACUGCAGCAGGAGAAGCCACAACUGCUGCUGGAGGAGCUACAACUGCUGCAGGAGGAGCCACAACUGCUGCUGGAGGAGCCACAACUGCUGCUGGAGGAGCCACGACUGCUGCUGGAGGAGCCACAACUGCUGCUGGAGGAGCCACAACUGCUGCUGGAGGAGCCACAACUGCUGCUGGAGGAGCCACAACUGCUGCAGGAGGAGCCACAACUGCUGCUGGAGGAGCCACAACUGCUGCUGGAGGAGCCACAACUGCUGCUGGAGGAGCCACAACUGCUGCCGGAGGAGCCACAACCGCAGCAGGAGGAGCCACAACUGCUGCAGGAGGAGCCACAACUGCUGCAGGAGGAGCCACAACUGCUGCUGGAGGAGCCACAACUGCUGCAGGAGGAGCCACAACUGCUGCUGGAGGAGCCACAACUGCUGCUGGAGGAGCCACAACUGCUGCUGGAGGAGCCACAACAGCUGCUGGAGGAGCCACAACUGCUGCUGGAGGAGCCACAACUGCUGCCGGAGGAGCCACAACUGCUGCUGGAGGAGCUACAACUGCUGCUGGAGGAGCUACAACUGCUGCCGGAGGAGCUACAACUGCUGCAGGAGGAGCCACAACUGCUGCAGGAGGAGCCACAACUGCUGCUGGAGGAGCUACAACUGCAGCUGGAGGAGCCACAACUGCUGCCGGAGGAGCCACAACUGCUGCUGGAGGAGCCACAACUGCUGCUGGAGGAGCCACAACUGCUGUUGGAGGAGCCACAACUGCUGCUGGAGGAGCCACAACUGCUGCUGGUGGUGCAACGACUGCUGCAGGAGGAACUACAACUGCGGCUCCAGAAGUUAUUUGUGGAAUUACUGUGAAGGGUCAAUACGGUGGUCUAGUAGGCAAUUUUUGUAAUUCGUUCUCCGAAAUCACUUUGUACAUCGCAUCCGGGAGCAGCUGUGGUGUAGUAGUUUGA